Molecule: messenger RNA, 2888 nt
Organism: Elaeis guineensis (African oil palm)
Lineage: Eukaryota; Viridiplantae; Streptophyta; Magnoliopsida; Arecales; Arecaceae
Source: RefSeq, a predicted model, not a curated record
CCUCUUCCUCUCAAAAAGGGAUCUUUGGAGAAGAAGAUCGAGGUAGAAAGUAAACAAGAGGAAGAAGAGGCUCGAUAGGAUCUGGCUGGUCUCAGGGCUUUUAUUUACUGAGGAUCGUCGUCUUGGCAUGAGAAAGGUUCCGGAAGUGAAGGAUGGAGACGCAGCGCGUCACUUGGUGGCGGUGGCCAUUGACAAGGAUAAAAGCAGCCAGAAUGCCUUGAAAUGGGCGGUAGAUAACCUUGUCGCCAGCGGCGAGACCCUCAUCCUCGUCCAUGUCAACACCAAGAGCCCCUCGGCGGGGAACCAUGAUGAUGGUGCUUGUUUUAAAGAACCCACGGAUCCACAGAUGAAAGAACUUUUCCUUCCCUUCCGUUGUUUCUGCACACGCAAGGAUAUACGUUGCAGGGAUGUGGUGCUUGAAGAGCAAGAUGUAGCGAAGGCAAUUGUUGAAUUUGUUUCCAAUGCCUCGAUUGAAAAGUUGGUCGUUGGUUAUCCAACGAGGGGCGGAUUUAUGAGAAGAUUCAGGAGUACAGACACUCCCUCCAACAUCUCCAGAGGGGCACCCGAUUUCUGCACCGUUUACGUCAUUUCUAAAGGGAAGGUAUUAUCCAUGAGAAAUGCUAUCCGACCAGCUCCGGGCAUAUCUCCCCUUCAUGCUCCAAUCCAGAGCCAAGCGUCCGUCAAACCCGACCCUGCAGUCACCCAACACGGCUCGCUUGGUCCGAGAGUGCUGAGUGAAGCAUCACUGGACUCUCGUAGCCUGCACCACGAUGACUCAAUCAAGUCUCCAUUUGCCAGGGGAAUGCGUGGCACGACCGCAAAGUCAUAUGCCGAUUUCUCAUUCACAGACAGCGACAUAUCAUUCGUGAGCUCCGGUAGGCCGAGCGUCGAUCGAAUGUACCCCCCAAGGUUAUCCACCGGCUCAGAAUCCCUUGAUCGUAGCUUCGAGAUGGUGACAACCCCGAUGAAGUCGGCUGAUUCGUUCUCCACCGGGAAUGAUUUCUCCUCAAUCUCGCAAGCCAGCACCGGAACAUCAUGGUCAUCACACACCAUGGAAGAUGUCGAAGCGGAGAUGAAGCGGCUGAGGCUGGAACUCAAGCAAACAAUGGAGAUGUACAACACGGCCUGCAGAGAAGCGAUCACAGCGAAACAGAAGGCAAUGGAGCUCCAUCGUUGGAAGACGGAGGAAGAGCAGAGACUGGUAGAAGCCAAAAUGGCAGAGGAAUCUGCGUUGGCUCUAGUGGAAAGAGAGAAAGCAAACUGUCGAGCGGCUUUAGAAGCAGCUCAAGCCUCCCAGCGGAUCGCCGAGUUAGAAGCUCAGAAAAGAGCCCAUGCAGAGAUGAAGGCACUCAAGGAGGCCGAGGAGAGGAAGAGAGCCGCAGACAUCAUCCCGCGUCCAGUCGUGAGGUAUCGGAGAUACGCGAUUGAGGACAUCGAAGCAGCCACAGAAUACUUUGCAGAACAUCGUAAGAUUGGUGAGGGAGGUUACGGUCCCGUCUAUAAAUGUUACCUGGAUCAUACGCCAGUCGCCAUCAAGGUCCUCCGUCCAGAUGCAGCUCAAGGAAGAUCUCAAUUUCAACAAGAGGUUGAAGUACUGAGCUGCAUUCGGCAUCCAAACAUGGUUCUGCUUCUGGGUGCGUGCCCGGAGUACGGGUGUCUUGUGUAUGAAUACAUGGCCAACGGGAGCUUGGAUGACCGCCUGUUCCGGCGGGGAAACACGCCGGUGAUCCCUUGGCAGCACAGGUUCCGCAUCGCUGCGGAGAUCGCAAGUGGCCUCCUCUUCCUCCACCAGACCAAGCCGGAGCCACUGGUGCACCGAGAUCUCAAGCCCGGAAACAUCCUUCUCGAUCGAAACUAUGUCAGUAAGAUCAGCGACGUUGGGCUCGCACGGCUCGUGCCCCCAUCGGUCGCCGAUAACGUCACCCAGUAUCGCAUGACCUCCACGGCGGGGACGUUCUGCUACAUCGACCCCGAGUACCAGCAAACGGGCAUGCUCGGUGUGAAGUCCGACGUCUACUCCCUCGGGAUUUUGCUGCUGCAGAUCAUCACAGCAAAGCCCCCAAUGGGCCUGACGCACCAUGUCGGUCGCGCCAUCGAGAAGGGGACCUUAGCCGAUAUAUUGGACCCGGCGGUGACCGACUGGCCCAUGGAGGCGGCGCAGCGCUUGGCCGAAAUGUCACUCCAAUGUGCAGAGCUGAGACGCAAGGAUCGACCGGAUCUUGCCACCGUCGUGCUGCCGGAACUUGAAAGAUUGAGAGAGCUUGGAGAAGAGACGAUGUAUAUUAAUGGUAUGCUGCCGAGCACGCACAGCUCACCCAUGCACAGUCAAGUUUCCAUGCAGGAUGUCAUGAGCGAUGCUUCACUGACACAAUCUGGAUAUUCUAGUGGAUCAUCAGUGACUGGAAGAAAAUCAAAUGUGGCAUGAGAAUAUAAUUAACAGAUCACGGACAAACCCAAGGUAGAUAGCUGGGCAAUCAACCUGGAAAUGCAAAAGCCGGAUCUACAAACAUCAGUUUCUUCGUGCAUGUUAACCAGAACAUAAUAUUGGUAGCCGAGCGCGGUCAGCUACUUAAGGCAGGGAUAAGACGAAUAUGCCAGGAGAAGAAGCUUCAGUAAGGCAUACGAUAAUAUCUCUCUCAAACGUACUCUUGCUGGUGAUACAGGUAUCAGGAGGUAGAAAAGAACUGAGGCAGAGAGCAAUUCAAAGGCAGGCUGAUGGGAACCGAGUUUUCGCGUCUGUUGCCUCACGGUCAAGUAAAAACCUCUCCAUAUCUAAAGCUGUAAAAUUAACUACAAUUGUAAAUGUAAACUGUUUUGUUAUAUAUCCAGAAUAUAUAAUUUUGGAAAUCAAAAGUCCGUUUCCAGCAAGAAGAAAAUGAAAAUUAUUG